ACCCUCGAGGCCUCGACCCACCCACCCACCGCCACCGUUUCUCCACCUCCGCACCAUCUCGCCCGCCGUCCUCCUCUCCCACUCGAUCUCCACCCAUCUCGCCUUCCCACCUCUCCCGGGCGGUUCAGCAAGGUGCCGUAGGGUUUAGGUCCGGCAGCGAUGGCGGCGAGGCUGGCGCAGCUGCGCGCGAAGUCGGCGCAGGUGGCGGAGUUCGCCGCGAAGCACGGGGGAGCCUACUACAAGGAGACCAUGGAGAAGAACAAGCAAUACGUCGUGCAGCCCCCCACCGUCGAGAAGUGCCAGGAGCUCUCCAAGCAGCUCUUCUACACCCGCCUAGCCAGUCUACCAGGGCGCUAUGAGGCAUUCUGGAAGGAGCUUGAUGGUGUCAAGCAGGUAUGGAAGAACAGGAAGGAGUUCAAGGUUGAGGACCUUGGGAUUGCGACAUUAUUUGGAGUUGAGCUUUAUGCAUGGUUCUGCGUAGGCGAGAUUGUUGGCAGAGGAUUCACCUUAACUGGAUAUAAGGUCUAGAUGAUUUCCCCUGGUUAAGACCUGCGUUAUAAUAUAUUCUUUUAGCUGAUGCUUGUCGAAAUGGCAAUGAUUCCUGCCUUUGUUCACAAUUUUGUUUCUUAAAAGCUUCUCUAGUGCUGAAUGCCAGCAAGACGGGCACAUCGUUGCAACAUUGCCUCAAUAAUAUGCUCGCUCGAUUGUCCA
Molecule: messenger RNA, 711 nt
Organism: Phragmites australis (common reed)
Lineage: Eukaryota; Viridiplantae; Streptophyta; Magnoliopsida; Poales; Poaceae
Exons: 3
Coding region: 160-528 (122 amino acids)
Biological process (GO): proton motive force-driven ATP synthesis
Molecular function (GO): proton transmembrane transporter activity
Source: RefSeq, a predicted model, not a curated record